This is a messenger RNA of Heterocephalus glaber (naked mole-rat), 6206 nucleotides long. It is a transcript of the gene Adgrf1, whose product is annotated as adhesion G protein-coupled receptor F1. NCBI's taxonomy places the organism in Eukaryota, Metazoa, Chordata, Mammalia, Rodentia, Bathyergidae. Gene Ontology annotation, molecular function: G protein-coupled receptor activity. Gene Ontology annotation, cellular component: cytoplasmic vesicle; plasma membrane. The record is from RefSeq and is a predicted model, not a curated record. Gene Ontology annotation, biological process: cell surface receptor signaling pathway; adenylate cyclase-activating G protein-coupled receptor signaling pathway; fat cell differentiation.
ACUAAGCUGCCCUGGGCAGAGCGUUCUGCUUUCCCCUGAGCAGUGUCUCUCCUGAGAUCUCAGACACUAGCGUCCACCACUGCUGGGAGGACCCUCGAGUCCUGGUCACUGCUCCUUCCCCUCCCCAGCCCUUAGGGGAGGGAGAUUUGGAGGAAAAAACUCUCUUCCUUCUCAGAGGGGUGUGUCCUGGCCUGGGCCGUGGGCCAAGGCACCAACUCAUGCCCAGCCACGGGGAUUCAGUGCAUGGUGUGGCUGCCCCAACACCACACACACCUGUGUGCAAACAGAACAAGCUGUGUUCCCACCAGCAGCGUACCUUCGAAGGGCACUGCAUAGAGGGCUGCAGUGUAUGGAGAGGAGCCUGAAGAUCUCUGCAGACGAGCCAUAGCCCUUACCCUGUCUCGUCCUUGGACCUGAGAGCAGAGCUUGGGCAGUGGCGGGGAUGGCAGAGGCAGCUGGAAGCUCGAAGUGCACCUGGAAGCCAGAGCCUCCCAUGGGGCCCCACUUGCCCCUGCCCAGCCGAGCACCCAGCCGCCCAUGGUCUGCCCAGGGGCUGCUGAGAAUGAGGGCUGCCGUGCUGUGUCUCAUCUGCUUCUCUGUCACCGUUGCUGAGGGCCACGCUGGCCCCCUGGGGAGAAAUGAAGGCUUCAGAGACAAAAGAGAACUCAGGGUGGAUGAGCCAAGGCCUCCAGGCCCAGCCCAGGAAUUUGAGGUGCUGCUGCAGGUGCCCUACAGAAACCCCCGGGAGAAGGAGCUCCUGCGGAGGAGGCUGCUGGAGCUCCCUCUGGCACCCCCGUCGGCCUGCUUCCUGGGGCCCUCGAGAAUCCUGGGGACGAAGGCCACCACGUAUUGCCACGGUCAGGACGGGGCCCUGCGCUGUGUCUGUGAGGACACCUACACCUGGUUCCCCCCCUCCUGCCUCGAUCCCCAGCACUGUCACCUGAACUCAGCCGGAUCCCACCCAAGCUGCGACUGCCGUCCCAGCAACCUCAGCCAGAGUGCCAGCUUCUGCGAGAGAGCGAAGGUUUGGGGCACUUUCAAGAUUAAGGAAACCUUUGCAAAAGACCUUUUGAAUUCAUCUUCUGCUAAAUACUCUCAAUAUGCAUCGGAAAGUGAAAAACAACUCAAAGAAGUAUACAAAAGAAUUCAAGAUUUUGAGUCAGUUCAUGUCACCCAAUUUCGGGCUGGCAGCAUCAUCACGGGCUUCGAAGUCAUCGGCUCCAGCAGCACUUCCCAGCUGCUGGCCGCCCUUCAGCAGGAGUCUGCUGCGGUCCAAGCAGCGCUCAGUAGCCUCUUUCCCCUGGAAGCUGGCUCCUUCAGGGUAUUCUCAAAAGCCCCAUGUCACAGCGUGGCCUUUGGGUUCGGUGCUGAGGACAGCGAGUGCACCCUGCCCUGCAGCAGCGGCUACACUGGAAAUGUCACAGCCCGGUGCCAGCCCUCGGGGUGGCAGGUGGUGCGAGAGUCCUGUGUGCUCUCCCAGCUGCAGGAGCUGCUGCAGAACUUCAGUGCAAUCGCAGACAGUGCCACCCAGGCGGACGUGUCGUCCGUGGUGCGAGAGCUCUCGGGCAUCCUGAAGCAGAGCCCGGCCACCACAGCAGGGAGCCUGGCUUCAGUGGUGUCACUUCUGAGCUCAGUUUCAUCCCUGUCCCUGGAGAAGGGUUUCAUGGUGUCAGAUUCGACCCUGGAGGAUGUCAUCAGCAUAGCUGACCACAUCCUAAAUUCCUCAUCCAUAACGAACUGGACGAUUUUAUUGCAAGAGGAAGAGCAGGCCAGCUCCCAGUUACUAGAGACACUGGAAAACAUCACCCUUCUGGUACCUCCCUCUGCUCUGCCUCUGAAUUUUUCUCUGGAAUUUAUUAACUGGCAAGGGAUUCCAUGGACCCAAACCCACAGCAAUCACAGUUACAGCUACCAGAUUGAGUUGUUCCAAGAGGGUCGCGCCCUUCCCAUCAGAGGCCACGCUUUUAUUAGGCCAGACGAAUUCCAGGUCUCUGCUCCAGAAACUAUCAUCAGCAUGGCCUCUGUGACCUUCGGGCACAUCUUACCCAAGACCCAGGGUGACAAUGCUCGGGUCAACGGGCCCUUGAUAUCCACAGUUAUCCCAAACUAUUCCAUAAAUGAAAUCUUCCUGGGCUUCUCCAAGAUCGAGGCAAACCUGAGCCAGCCCCACUGUGUGUUUUGGAGUUUCAGUCACCUGCGCUGGACCAGUGCUGGUUGCCACCUGGUGAAUGAGACUCCAGACGCAGUGCUGUGUCGGUGCACUCACCUGACCUCCUUCUCCAUACUGAUGUCACCCUCUGUCCCCGCUGUGAUUGUCCCUGCGGUGAGAUGGAUCACCUAUGUGGGCCUGGCCAUCUCCAUUGGAAGUCUCGUCUUAUGCCUGAUCAUCGAGGCUCUGUUUUGGAAGCAGCUCAGGAACACUCAGAUCUCACACACUCGCCACAUUUGCAUGAUGAACAUAGCCCUGUCCCUCUUGAUUGCUGAUGUCUGGUUCGUUACCGCUGUCACUGUAGACACCACCGCCGGCCCCUCUGGAGUCUGUGUAGCCGCCAUCUUCUUCACUCAUUUUUUUUACCUCUCCUUGUUAUUUUGGAUGCUGGUGCUUGGUGUCCUGCUGUCUUACCGAAUCGUCUUCGUGUUCCACCACAUGGCCAUGCCUUCGAUGAUGGCCAUCGGAUUCUGCUUGGGCUAUGGGUGCCCCCUGGUCAUAGCCAUAGUCACCAUUGUGGUCACACAACCUAGCAACAGCUACAGCAGGAAGGAUGUGUGUUGGCUCAACUGGUCGGAUGGGAGCAAACCUCUCUUGGCUUUUGCUGUUCCUGCGCUCGCUAUUGUGGCUGUGAACCUGGUGGUGGUGCUCUUAGUGCUCACAAAACUCUGGAGGCCAGUCAUUGGAGAGAGGGUGACCCAGAAUGACAAAGCCACCGUCAUCCGCAUGGGGAAGAGCCUCCUCAUCCUGGCGCCUCUGCUGGGGCUUACCUGGGGCUUUGGCAUCGGAACCAUGGCCAACAGCCAGAACCCGGCCUGGCAUGUUCUCUUCGCACUGUUCAAUGCAUUCCAGGGGUUUUUCAUCUUCUGCUUUGGAAUACUCCUGGAUAACAAGCUGCGGCGACUUCUGAUCAACAAGUUGUCUCUGUUAAGCCAUUGGAAGCAAACAUCAAAGCAAAAUUCGUCAGAUGUAUUUGCCAAACCCAAAUAUUUAAACUCCUUCCAUCCACUGAAAGACAAAGGCAAGUAUACACUUUCUCAUACUGGAGAUUCUUCCAGCAACAUCACGUUAACUCAGUUUCUAUCAACCGAGUAAGGCCAGGAAUCAUAAAAUCAAAGAACACUGUUUGGAGCAACUUGACAUUUAGAGGUAAAUGUCAGAGAAGAAAGUAUACUUCAUAUCAGAUGAGAUAUUCUGACCCAGGAGCAGAACAAGGUGGUCACAGCAGCUUUAUCAUUGCCUCCUUUAUCUUGAAUUCAUGGAAGAUUUAUUUCAAUGUGGUUUGAGUGUAACACAUUGCACCCUAAAUGCAAAAGAAUUGGUUUUGAUGGAAAUCUUGUCAGUUGCUCCUUCUUCUCAUGACCACAAGAUGUGCUUUCCUUUUUCAUAAAAUGACCUUGUCCACACAGCCUUUCCAAUCAUGGACUGGAAUAAGGAAACUUCACAAGCUCACCUUCAGUGACUGAGUUGACUUUCUUUUCAAAAGGUUCUCAGUGCGUAUUUCCUAAAGAAAAGGCAUUUUCCUUCCAAAUUUUCCAGUUGGACUUUAUGCUUCUUUUUUUUUUUUUUUUUUUUUUUUUUCUUCAUGGGUUCAAUCCCUUCACUUUGAAAGUUAAGCUGAGGUAAAAUAAAAAUUUCCAUUUCGAUAGCUUUGUAGCCAUUUAUGAGGAAGGACAAUAAUGUGAUUUGAUGUGAAACGGAGCAUUUUACAGUUUACAGUGUAUUUUCACGUGGUCUCCAACCCAGAAACUGAAGUGACCAGGUGGAAUUUGGGCAGAGAUAAGGAAAGUGAAGUCAUUCACCAAAGCAAAGCCAGUACAGCAGAAUCAGGGUUACUUUAGGACUUGGGUCCUAGCACAUGCCUGCAGCUCCAUGACAGCCUCGAAUGCUGUAUACAACCCUAAGAAAUCUUUAUGAGAUUCGAUGCAUGGUUUAUUGUUGGUUCCCCUGAUUCUAUCUAUGUGAGAGGGGAGUGGAAGGACAGUUUGGUUAUCAGCUUCCAGGGUUGUGCCUGCAACAUCUCGAUUGUCUCUGUCACACCUGAAGAUGCUUUUUGGAAGUUAUUUGCAUAUAUAGCCAGAGCUGCUUUAGGACGAGGGACAGAGCAGCAAGUGAGGGAAUGCUAAGAAGCUGCACUUGCCUCCCAUAACUCUGUCACUUUGAGCUCAACCCAGCAUCAGCCCUCACUUUAGUGCCUAGAAGAUCCAAGCUUCAGAGUCCACUGCCUGUUUUGAAAGCUACUGUGCUAAGAGUGUCCGUUAGUUUCUAACACUCAAAGCCUUCACGAUAGGCAGAUAAAGAUACUGCAGGGAACUUCUACUAAUGGGCAUGGGUUAAACAAGCACAUGUAGAGAAAAUUUGAGUUCAAAUUUCCGCAAAGCACCAAGGAGCAGCAUGGAUGAAAUGUCAAGUGAGAUGUCCCAUGAAUGUAUCCAAGAACCAGAAGAGAAUUUAAUGAGAAAGGUAGCCUCGGACACAGCUGCUCUGCAAGCCUCCUCAUCCCAUCUUCUAUGGUGACAGAAGGGGGAUGCCUGACCCACCGCCAGCAUGGGGAAAGGACCUUAUCAUCGCCUUCUACGGAACCCAGCACAUGGAGUGCGUGCGUGGCUGCUAAUCGACUGUUCAGGGAAGGUGUGGGCUGAGGCCCCCUUUAGGGUCAUUAGCCCAGCCCUGGCCAGAUGGGAUCACCUGGCAGGCACUGGGGACAAAAGAGGAGGUCCUGGGUGGCCACCAGCACCACGGAGUCAGGGCUGGGCGGGACCUUUGAGUUUUUCUUGUGAGCACAGUCUGUGAGUGCACAGGUGGUAAACUGAAAUGCAGAGACUGCAGGGCUGAGCAGGCCCAGGCUUCCUCAGGAGCCCAGACCCAGCAGGGAGCCUGCACACCACCUCCCAGAGCCAGGCCAGGAAGGGAGCCUGGCACGUUGGCCAGGGCAAAGCCAGCUGUGUACCCCACAGGGGAUGGGAGGGGAGGAUCCAGGAAAGGAGGGAGAAGGAGCUCCCUGUGAGUGAGAGGAGACCCAGGGCCAUCCUGUCCCGGGGUGCAGGGGAGCUUGUCCAGGGAUCCAAGUGCUCAGCACAGACUCAAGGAGGUCAGCACUGCCGACUCAGGGCCAGGCCCCACAUGACCCUGGGGUCUGAAAUUUGGGGUCUGGACCCUAAAGGGCCUCAGAGUAGAAAUCCCGCUGAACACAUACGAUGGAACCGCGUGUGACUUUGCAUGGCCCUACAUGAGCCUUCUCAGCUCUUUUAGGAAGCUAUUUUAGGAAGAUUCAUUUUCUGUUUCUCAGCUGCUUCCAGAACAAACAAAAAGUCUGAGAAGCAGUCACUCUGCAGCACCCAGAGUUGUUCUCACAUGAUAUGAAUUCUGGGAAAAGCCCCAGUGUCUUCCUGCCAAGGAGUUCUUGUGUGGAGGAAGAGGAGGCGGUGGAGCUGAGCUGCACUUACCUGUAUCCAGCUACAGGUGGCAGCCUCUGACCAGGAAGCAGAUGCUGGCCAGCCGGCUUGGUGCUCAGACACCCGAGGACCACUGGAAAUCGGGUGUGAAAAGCAUUUUCAUCCCACUACCCUAAUUAGGAGCCAUUUGAUGGUUGCUGCUGUGCUGUGUAUAAUAAAAGAGAUUAGGAAGCUAAUAACAUAAUAGCCCUGCUUCCUGGUGCACAGGCCUGUUUCCUGGGUUUCAGCUCAGGGUGCUGAUAAACAGUCUACUCGGCUUCCAGGCAAAGCAGGAAUUAGCCGUGGUCAGCAGCAAUUUCCACCUGCUGGAAGACUAACACACCUGUCUUAUAUUUCAGUGGCAUUAGUGGCAUAUAUACCUUGGCACCUUGAGCAAGUGCAGGGUUAACUCAAGUAAAACAGGUUCAGAUAUCUUAUGCUUUUUGAAUUCACCUCUUUUCUCUUUGAAAAAUUUAUACAGGUGUCAGGCUUGCAUCACACUUCUGGGGAUGAGUGACCCUGUUCUCUCUCUCUCUCUCUCUCUCUCUCUCUCUCUCUCUCUC